AUGGGUUUUGGAGAUAAGUGUUGUGUCGGCGGCUGUAACAACGACAGAAGAUAUCCGAAAAAAUGGGUCAUCCACUCGCAUGUAGAGAAGUUAUCAUUCCACAAGCCCAAGCAAUCGUUGAUUGAAGCAUGGUCUCGACAGGUUCAGAAGGGAAGAAAAGAUUUCUCAAUAGGAAAGUCAAGAGAGAGUGUUGUCAUCUGCUCUAAUCAUUUUCGAGACGGGAAGCCUUCUGUAAGCAACCCUAUACCUACUCUUUUUUUGACUCCUUUUGAGCAUUCAAAUAGUAAGUCACCCAAAAAGCGGCGUCGAUUAGAGUAUCAAAAGGAGACUGCAACGUCAGCAGUAACUAAAUCAGUUGUACAUGCUGGCCCUUCAGAGGUGACACCGGUUGAUAAUAGUGGUAUACCUGCAAGUGAUGAAUUGAUGAAAAGUGGAGACGAUUCCUCGGGGUUAACACUGUGUACAGCCUGUGCACAAAUAACUAGAGAUGCUGAUGUUCGACUCUAUACUGGCAUGCAAAAUACAGAUGCUUUCAGAACCUUAUUUGAAUAUUUACUCCCUAAAGCUAAGAAUAUGAAUUACUGGAAAGGUGAUAAGCAAACUGAGGCAGAGAAGCCCAAAAGGUACUCUGAUAUGACCAUGGAUGAGUCCCCAAAUGUCAGGAAACCUGGCCCCCAAAGGAAACUAAAACUUGAGCAGGAACUUUUACUGAUAAUGAUGAGGCUUCGCUUAGCUUUGUCUGUUGGGGAUCUGGCAUUCCGAUUUGCAAUAUCAGACACUCUUGUCAGUUCAAUUUUUAUCUCCUGGGUAAAGCUAAUGAAAUGUGAGCUCUCAUGGCUUAUCAAGUGGCCCUCUAAGGAGCAGACGAAGAAAGUGCUACCAAAGUGCUUCGAAAAAUACUACUCUAAAGUUCGGUGCAUUAUUGACUGUUCAGAAGUAUUCAUCGAAACACCAUCAAGCUUAGAGCUACAGGCUAUUUGUUGGUCAGACUAUAAACACCAUUGCACUUUUAAGUUUUUGAUUGGAAUAACUCCAAAUGGAUUAAUUUCUUUUGUGUCUGAUUGCUAUGGGGGUAGAGCAUCAGACAAAUUUAUUGUCAUGGACAGUAGGUUCAUGAACCACCUUGAGCCAUUUGACCAAGUUAUGGCAGACAGAGGCUUUAAGAUUCGUGAUGACUUGGCCAUGUAUCAGGCUACCUUGGCCAUUCCCCCAAGUACUGUGGGCAACUUCCAAAUGCCAUCACAAGAUGUGUUAGAAACAUCAAGGUUGGCAAAUGUGCGCAUUUAUGUAGAGCAGGCAAUAGGUAGGGUCAAACACUUCAAGAUUUUAAGUCAUAUAAUGCCAAUGAGCUGCCUUCCUUUGUGUGAUGACAUCCUCAUUACAUGUUGUAGCCUAUGCAAUCUUCUUCCCCCCCUAUGUGAGUAA
Molecule: messenger RNA, 1425 nt
Organism: Pocillopora verrucosa
Lineage: Eukaryota; Metazoa; Cnidaria; Anthozoa; Scleractinia; Pocilloporidae
Source: RefSeq, a predicted model, not a curated record